AUGGAUGGUGUCAUGUAUCGCGGCGGCCAGAUGAUCCCUGGCGCGGAUACGUUCAUCCGACAACUGCGCGAAGACGGUACUCCGUUUCUGUUUCUCACCAACAACAGACAACGCACGCGACGCGAUGUGGUGACGAAACUGGCCCGCAUGGGCAUUGAAGUAGAAGAGCGUCAGGUGUUUACCUGUGCGAUGGCAACCGCACGUUUCCUGGCCAGCCAGAAGCCAAACGGUACGGCCUACGUACUUGGCGAAGGGGGUCUGCUGAAUGCCCUUCACCAGAAUGGCUACUCGGUGGUCGACCACGAUCCCGACUUUGUCGUCGUCGGCGAAGGUCGCACGCUCAAUUGGGACCAGUUGGAAACGGCGACCCAAAUGAUUUUGGAUGGUGCCAAGCUGAUUGCUACGAACGACGAUCCAAACUGCCCAACUUCACGCGGUACGCGUCCGGGAGCAGGAGCAACGAUCGCCUUUCUGGAAGAAGCGACCGGCCGAAAGGCUUUAAGCAUCGGCAAGCCUAGCCCGCUGAUGAUGCGAAUGGCUCGUAAAGAAAUCGGCUUGGAAACUUCCGAGACCGUGAUGAUCGGCGACACCAUGGAAACCGAUAUCCUGGGUGGCGUGCAGAUGGGGUACCAGACGAUUCUGGUUCUCUCAGGUGGGACUCGUUUGGAAGAUAUUCCGAAGCAUCCGUACCAGCCCGACUUGAUUAUUGAUUCGGUUGCGGAACUGGUUCGCAAGAACUUUGAAGAACCUGUCACGCUGCGAACUCCGGUCACGGUUCCGGACGACGCUGCCAACGAGUUUGUCGCUUCGCUUCGCCGUUAA
Symbiodinium sp. CCMP2456 is the source of this 822-nucleotide messenger RNA. Lineage: Eukaryota; Dinophyceae; Suessiales; Symbiodiniaceae. The record is from the annotation of a GenBank genome assembly.